AUGGCGCUAGAUGAAGCAUUAAAUAAUGAGAUGGUCUCCAGCUUGCCGCUGCAGAUGUCACUGUAUUUCAACUCUUACUUUUUCCCGCUGUGGUGGGUGAGCUGCAUCGUGAUGCUCCACAUGAAGUAUUCAGUCUUGCCUGAUUACUACAAAUUCAUUGUGAUCACUGUCAUCGUCCUCAUAACCUUGAUCGAAGCUAUCCGGCUGUACCUGGGCUGCAUGGGGAACCUGCAGGAGAAGGUUCCUGAGUUGGCUGGCUUUUGGCUUUUGAGCCUUCUACUGCAGUUGCCUUUAAUCCUUUUCUUGCUCCUUAACGACGGCCUAAGAAAUCUACCCUUGGAGAAAGCAAUACACAUCAUCUUCACCAUCUUCCUGACUUUCCAAGUCAUCUCAGCAUUCCUGACCCUGAAGAAAAUGGUCAAUCAGCUAGCAGCCCGCUUCCACCUCCAGGACUUUGACCGGCUGUCAGCAAACAGUGCGGCUCUGAGGAGGAGGAGGCCGUUUACAGAAGAGCUCUGACCCCACACUGAAGAGUCCGUCCGAAAGACGACUCAGGACUGAGAGAAUGACAGAGCAUCUGAGAUCAGGCCUGAGAAAGGGCACAUGUAUUCUGGGUUGUAUCCUCCACCCUGAAAUCCCAUGGCGACAAUGCUAAGAUGCACUGUGGUCCAUGAAAGCAAUCUAUUAACCCUGAAGCUCAGGGGAUGUCCAACAGACACUAAAUUUCUUGUUUCUGAUGUUGACUUUUCAGGUAUUUAUUUGUAAGUCCAUUGGUAGUUGUAAUCUACCACCUUUUCGGUAAUGUUUCUAGCUGUAAUCUGUAACUAGAAACACAGAUUUUCAGGAAAAAUCAGUUUGGGUCAACGGAAUCUCACUGGGUAUAUCAACACACUCCAGGACAUGCCCCACACCCAGGAGUAGUUGGAAAACACAAAACAAACUCAGUGGUAUUUUUGUGGAUUUUUUAUUUCAUUUUGCUUUUGUUUAAUCUUAUUGUUAGGGGGUAGGACGUUGGAGAGGAGUUGGGAAAGAGGGAAGAAAACAUGCAAAAUAUAUGGUAUGAAGAAAAAAUUUAAUAAAAAAAAAAAGAAAUGUGUAACAUCUCCUUUAAACUUUCAGCAAUCUAAUUGGCCGCUCUGGGUUUCUUGGAACAUAUGAAAAUGCUUGCUCAUCAGCAUGCUCAUGCAAUAGACGGUAUUUUUAACUGAGACAAAUUUUGGGGUGUGCCAGUGCUCAGUUCCAAAUCUCUUCUCAGUUGCUGUCCUGAGGUGAGGGAGGUGGUUGUGCUGUGGUAUUUACAGAGUUUAUCCUGAGGUGAAGAA
Cricetulus griseus (Chinese hamster) is the source of this 1322-nucleotide messenger RNA. The record is from RefSeq and is a predicted model, not a curated record. NCBI's taxonomy places the organism in Eukaryota, Metazoa, Chordata, Mammalia, Rodentia, Cricetidae.